ACUACAUAUGAAGCCGAAGAAGAAGAAGACUUGGUUUUCCUUCAGUUUGUUGACGGUAGAGUGUAGAAGGGAACAUAAAUAUGAAUGAAGCUUCAUACUGUACUGUGGUGGACAGAGAUAGUCAGUCUAAAUUCCUUUGCUGUACCCGCAGAAAAGACGGAAUAUUUACUAUCUGUUUGACAAAUGCUGCUGAUGUUUGGAGAAUAGAGUACACUGAGGACGCACUCCAGCACUUUAGACAAAAGUUUGCCUUGAAAUCUGCAGAAGAUUAUAUCGUUAAACUCAGGUCGUCCUGCAGCUGUGGUGCUGUGUCUGUUGCAGUGCGUGACACCAGUGCAGAACUCCAUUUAGGCUCCAGUCCAGGCAAUCUGAGUGUGACCCUCUCCAGGCUUGAAGGCCCACAGGCCACAGAAGAGCUGAGAGACCUGCUGUUCAGUAUGGCUGACAGCCUGACACAACUUGACAGUAGACUUCCCUCUGUCAGUCCACUAAAAAAUCACCACAGGGGGCCUCCAGAAUUUGAGCCCCGCCAGCAGCAGAAUAGCGCUCCAUCAGUGACGGUGAAGAGGCGGCUUCCAGGGGCUUCACUCAUCAACCCCGGAACUAAAAAAAAGCUGAAAGCAACUGGUGUGGCCUUUGAUGAUGCAGAUGAGGACUGAUCCCUUUUCUGCUUCAUGCUCUGACAUUCCUGCUGCACCACCAGUGAUGAGCGUUGUAAAAAAUGUGUGUAAAAUAAUCUGUCCCAGAUACCAAGCUACUUAUCUGAAAUAUGCUCAAAACUAAUUGGAAGCAAUUUAAUCUUUAUUUCAUGAUCAGAAUAAAUUCAUUCAGUGGUUUACAGUUGGCUCUCUGUCGUUGAUGGACAGGCUUGUCCAUAGCCUCUCACCACACGAUCCUCAGAUCUGUCUGUUUCAGGUACAGAAAGAGAAACCCUCCCUAUUAGGAAUUUUAGGUCUUCAUUAUCAGCCACAGUCUAUUAUUGCGGUCAUCAUGAACAUAGUAGCUGUAGUCUAAUCCCGCAGUCAUGUGUUAUCAUUAAUUUGGGCGACUAUCUCUGUCCUCAUGUAUUUUAUCAGUUUUAGGCUCGUCCCAUGAUGUUAUGUCUUAGAGUGGCCUUGAGUAUUGUGUAAGUGUGUUUAUGAAAUUAUGUGUCUGCAGCGCAUGUUCAUGUGUCUGAUGUGUCUUGAGUGUAAGCUGGUGUGCUUUUCCCUCUGACCUGGUGCUAUUCAACUUUGUUUUAUCCCAAUUUACAUAGUGUGAGAUAAUGUUCAAGACCCUCUCAUUCAUUCACAAAUCAACACAACUCUUUUGUGUAGCAUCUAAUGCAAUGUGUGUAUCAGUAUUAAACCACAGUAUGUUUAACAGAAACUUUAAAAAUAAUAAAUCUUAACAUUGUGGCCUCUGUAAACCACCACAACGGAUUUGCAGUGAAACAGUCAAGAUCUGCUUUAAGUGCAGACGUUCACCUUUAAUUUGAAAGUAUUUACAUCCAGAUCAGGUGGAGGAAUUACAACACAUUUCAUAUUUGCCCUCCACCUUUUUAACCCUUUGAUGACAUGGGUCAACAGAUAGCCAUGUUGCACUGCAUAUGGGUCACUUUUGACCCGUGCUGCGCAUCAAAGGGUUAAGGGACCAAAAGUAACUGGACAAUUGGUUGCUCAGCUUAUAAUCUGUAAGUCUGCACUGUAUUGAAGGGGACUGUACAGUAACUACUGAUGCAUAAUGUGCACUUCAGUGGACUGAUGAUUGCUUGUGUUUUAUUUCCUAAACUAAAUCUUCAAAAGCAUUGCGGAAUGGAAUAAAAGGCUUUUAUCUGG
Acanthochromis polyacanthus (spiny chromis) is the source of this 1817-nucleotide messenger RNA. It is a transcript of the gene paxx, whose product is annotated as PAXX non-homologous end joining factor. The coding region runs from base 81 to 659 and encodes 192 amino acids. The transcript is spliced from 7 exons. NCBI's taxonomy places the organism in Eukaryota, Metazoa, Chordata, Actinopteri, Pomacentridae. Gene Ontology annotation, biological process: double-strand break repair via nonhomologous end joining. Gene Ontology annotation, molecular function: molecular adaptor activity. The record is from RefSeq and is a predicted model, not a curated record. Gene Ontology annotation, cellular component: site of double-strand break; nonhomologous end joining complex; nucleus.